AUGCGAGCAGCCUUGGCGGCUGGCUGCAUCUUCGUGCUGCGCUCGCAAGGGUAUCGAGACACGGACAUUGUUGACCACCUGACCAGCGUGGACAACCUUAAUCGUGACCCGUCAGCUGCUUUUGACACCGGGCAGCUGGUGGUGCCGGGGCAGAUGCCGUACUAUCAGCAGCCGGCGGUGCCGGGGCAGAUGGGGUACUAUCAGCAGCCGGCUGUGCAAGCCGUGGCACCGAUCUCGCCCUCCGGGCAAGUCGUGCAGCCCCAGCAGAUGGUUCCGCAGUUUCCGCAGCAAGUGCCCGCGCAACAGCAGAUGGUGCCGCCGAUGCAGAUGGGGUACUACCAGCAGCCGAUCCCUCCUGGGAUGGUUCCAUCGUGGACGCCGGUCUCCCCCGCGCAGGCCCAGCAGGUGGUUCAGCUGCCACCAUCGCCGAUCUCCCCUGAGGUCUCGCCUGUGCAAGUUGCCCCGCCAAUGCAGGGGGUGACGCCGGUUUAUGCAACCACGGCAACCACGACUGCAGAAGCCGCUGUGGUGCACACGACGCCGCUCACUACCACAACGGAAACCACGAUUGCAAUGGCCAGCGAAGUGCGCUUCUUUGUGGUUGGAGGUGACAAAGUCGUGAAGGCGUGCGACAAUUUGGAAGAUGCGAAGAAGACGCUCAUGUCAUCAUUUCCACCUGCAGCCCCUCGUCCAUCGCGACAAAUUUGCGAGGUUCGUGAUGGUGUCGUGCUGCCAGACCCGAACGACGUCGGUAUCGGUGGCCAGAACCAGGGGCUCGGACUGCACGCCGGAUUCAACAAAUGGUGGUUAGACUGGAACGAUAUUCGCCGAAUGAACCGUAUUUGCCAGCAGUACCAGGAUGGUGUGCAGGAGGCCACCGAUUUGAGCAAUGCGUUGGAACGCAAGGUCGAAAAUGUCACGAAGUACUUGGAGAGCAAGGAAAUGGAGGACAAGCACCACCUCCAAGAUCUCGUGACUCAGAUGAAAGACAUCGUGCGCGACGUGCAGUACGAUACGCCGCCACCAUGGUUUACCAGUACAGUGGGCGCUCCCUUGCCAACAUCUGCCCGCAAGGAGACUGAGACCACGACAUGCGCUUCAAGGAUUGAGGCCAUGAACCGCCAAUUGUGGGACAAGUUCAGGGCCUAUGGAAGCUGGAAUGCAACGGGGGAGCAGUCAAGCACGUCCCUGGAGACACAGAAUGACGACAAAGCCUUCCAGAUUGCUCAAGCCUUAAAAUCUUUUGCGUUGUUGAUGGUCCAGCCCUUUCUUGAUGAGCCGGAACAUGGACCGCUGGGAAAGCCAAACCGAAGUUGGCGAACCCCAAACCUUUGGGCAGGGUUCAGUUCUGAGUGCCAGAACACCGACAUGCGCACACUGCAGGAAGAGCUGGAGAGUUUUCAGACUCUCAGUAACAGCUAUGCGCUCUAUCCCGGAUCACACCUAGCACAGAUCUUGCAGAAGGAUGAGAUAAGAUACCUCCAGGGCUGCAGUUGGCGUACACGAAGCGAGUUUUGGGAAGCCCGUUCCAAGAACUUCGUUCAAGGAAUGAUAGCCAACGGCAUUGAGGAAAUAUUCAUUUCCGUGAAUAAGCAGCACUUGGAAGGAAAACUCGGGCUAGAGGGAUCCCUGCUGUGGACUGUACAGCUCCCAGCUCUUGGUGAGAAGUACGGAAAUCCGAGCCUUCUGAAGGAUGGGGUGCCGUGGAGGCCAAGGGUUCAAAUUCUGGAGAUGACUCGGAAUUGCUCUGGGAUGGGUCUCGCAAUUGCGCGGCAAUUGCAGCGCUCUAUUCUCCGACCAGGUGAAAGCAAGCACGUUGACAUUCAGUGCCGCGAAUGUGGCGACACUCUGCGUCACUGCCUCAUGGACCCGGUCCCACAAAGUCAUUUCAAUGCUCAGGAGCAGACCAUGCAGCCGGAAAUGGACAGCUCCGGAGGCGGCCAUGCAGAAGCUGCACCCACAGGUCCUGAAAGUUCUGCCGAUUCUGCAGUGACUGGUGAGCGUGUGCGGCUGGAGUCUGCGGCAUUGACCAUGCCCUCACCAAACCUGAAAGACCCCAGCCUGACUGCGAAAGCGGAGGCAGCCAGGGAAGCUCUCAAGCAGCUGGAGGAGAAAACGAAGAAAGCCCGGGAGGAAUGGACGAAGAGGUGUUCUGAGAAUGACAUGCCAGACCUUGACCAGGAGGAGCCAUCGGACAGCUGGCCGCGGACAGAGCCGAGCGUGGAGAACGGGAGAUGUCCGGUUGGAAGUCACUCCGAUGGACCCAGGAGUUGCAGCUGUGGCGAGGGCUUCGUGUUCUCAAAGAACUGCAGGGAGUAUGCGCUGAACAUGACAAUGCCCGAGAGGUAUCCUUUUGUCAUGUCAUGCCGAUGCAUUCCAGACCCACGCGGCUCCUACGUGCAGACUCAUGUGGCCGCGAUGGAGUUCUGUGGCCAACUUGUGCAGGCCGUCUACAAGAAGCAUACCCUUGCAGAGUUAAGAGGCAAUCUUGAAAGAGCAGCUGAAGAAGUCGAAAAGGACUUGAAGGGCUCGGCAGCCAUGCGUGCGUGUGAAGCUGCUUUGGCUCACGCGGAAAACUCGAGCGAGGCUGUUGAUCAGAUCACGGAGAAAGAGGAGGUGGGUGGCAUCCGUGACCCACGGAAAGGACCUAGAGCCCAGCGUCUGGCACAGGGUGCAGCACUGGCCCUGGAGAAUGUGUGCAAGGAUGAGUGCAUUUCCCUCGUGUCCAAGAUGACUGAGAGCCAAAGUGAUGGCGACAUCACCAUCCUGUCCUCUUUGGCGAGAAGGGGUGCCAAAGACCGACCGAUCCAAGAGCAAUGUGCCAAGACUGUAGUCCAGAAAGUGGAGGCUGAGCUCCUCGGGUGUUGCGCCCGCACCUGCGGUUGGAAUGGGACCCACUGCGUGCUCUGGAGCUACAUGGACAAGAAGGCCCAGGCAACAUGGAAUGGCGAGUGUUGCACCGAGGACAACAUCUUGCGGAAUUCCAGCAGAGAGAGGAUGUGCAAUAGCGUGCUUUCACCACAGAUGGCAUGGCAGAUGGCAGCAAACGAUACCAAGCAAAUUGCCGAUGGCGAUGCGGCCAAGGUGGGUCAGGAGUUUCGCUCUCCCCGCGAUGAUCGCGAUGGCAGCGGGCUUCUUCAACUCCGUACUGUCCCUUCUGCAGAAAAGGAGGUUUGCAGCGUGUUGGGCACGUCCUGCGGUGGCGAUCACAAGCUCAUCCAUUGGGAAGCUUGCGCGAGCAUGACCCGGUUUGCUUACUUCCUUCCCAAGUCCGGGGGGCGCAAAUUGAAGAAAUUGCUUAGGUCCGCUGGGGCUACUCAGGAGCGUGGUUUGGAGUUGGAAGAGUGCGCCAAGAAAAAAAGCCUCAAAACGCUUGUCUGGACAAGUGAUCCAAAAGUUUGUCACGAGGUAGGGGGGGAGGAAGUCAUGAACACGGGCAGUAUACCCUUGAUCUUGACAGAGAGACACUUGAGCGAGUCGGUGACUUUGGUCCGGUUUCCGCAGUAG
Messenger RNA from Symbiodinium sp. CCMP2592, 3507 nucleotides. The record is from the annotation of a GenBank genome assembly. NCBI's taxonomy places the organism in Eukaryota, Dinophyceae, Suessiales, Symbiodiniaceae.